AUGUAUUUUGAUACAAUAUUUGAAAUCCAAUAUAAUUGUCAAAUAUUUUCAUUUUGUCAUUUAGCUGUUUGCGCUGACAUUUGUCCCAGUAAUCGGACAUCUGAUAUUACUAGCACUUGUGGUCACACCUGUAUUACUGAUGCCAGUAUUGGCAGUCAACAUGUUGGUUCUACCGGCACUUGUGGUAUUAAUUCUACUUAUUGUGCUGGUGGUACUUAUACUAUAACUCGUAAUACUUACAGCGGUGUUAAUUUUGAUUGUAGCGCCUACUAUGGUUGUGGUUCCUAUGGUUGUUGUACUGGUAUUGGUCCUUCUUCCAGUACGAAUGUUUACUGUAUUAAAUGUAAUUAA
Molecule: messenger RNA, 351 nt
Organism: Adineta steineri
Lineage: Eukaryota; Metazoa; Rotifera; Eurotatoria; Adinetida; Adinetidae
Source: the annotation of a GenBank genome assembly